CCUCUGACAUCUGUGACCUCCCAGUACGACCCAGUGAGUGCUGAUUGGCUGGGCAUGCCCCCCAUCCCCUCACCCCGUUUCCUGUUCGGCCUGGCUGAGGCGGAGAACAGCAUCUUCAUGGUGGGAGGGAAGGAGCUGAAGGAGCAGGAGUCCAGUACACUGGACUCAGUGCUGGUCUAUGACAGACAGUCUUUUAAAUGGGGCGAGUCUGACCCCAUACCGUACCCCGUCUACGGCCACGCUACUGUGUCUCACAACGGUCUUAUCUAUGUGAUCGGAGGAAAAUCGGAUAGCAAGAAGGUGACGAAGAGGAUGUGUGUGUACUGUGCACAGCGGUUUGAGUGGAAGGAGCUGGCUCCGAUGCAGCUGGCCCGCUCUCUGUUUGGAGCCACCAUCCAUAAAGACAAGAUAUAUGUAGCAGCAGGCGUCACAGACACCGGCCUGACAGACACCAUUGAGGUCUACGACAUCAACACCAACAAGUGGUCAGACUUUGUGGAGUUCCCUCAGGGUCGUAGCUCACUCAGUCUGGCAUCGGUGGCCGGGGGUCUCUACGCUGUUGGAGGCUUCGCCAUGAUGCCCAGCCAGGACAAGGAUGAACUCCUCCCCAAGGAGAUGAAUGACAUCUGGAG
This is a messenger RNA of Oncorhynchus gorbuscha (pink salmon), 632 nucleotides long. Its product is annotated as kelch-like protein 40a. The annotation marks the transcript as partial. Lineage: Eukaryota; Metazoa; Chordata; Actinopteri; Salmoniformes; Salmonidae. Gene Ontology annotation, molecular function: protein binding. The transcript has 4 exons. The record is from RefSeq and is a predicted model, not a curated record.